AUGCUUAAAAGGGAAGCAUUUUAUGAAUUACGGUUUUAUUUUUCUAUAGGGUUCAGUGAUGUGGAGCUAAGGAUUGUGGUUAUUGGGAGCAGUGGUCCAUCUCAGUUUCUUCUCACCAACUUCAUCUUGGGAAGAGAAGUCUUUUCCAAGGAUGUCUACAGCAUUGCGGGCAGCCAGAAAAACCUGGGAGAGUUGACAGGAAGAAGGGUUGCGGUAGUCAAUGGACCGAACCUGUACGACAGAGACCUGUCCAAGUCCAAGAUGAGAAAAGAGCUGAAGAGAUCAACGUGCUUGUCGACUCCUGGACCUCAUGCUGUACUCAUGGCCUUUGACCUGGAGAAAAUCUCCCCUAAUGACAUGAAGACUCCCGAGCUGGUUAAGAAGAAUUAUGGGAAGAACGUCCUGAGUUACGCAAUGGUCCUGCUGUUGUACGACGGGCAUUUGAGAGGCCGGGCACUUAAUGACAGAGUCAUGAAAACCGACUGGCAUCUGAGGGAACUUGUCGAGCAGUGCAACUGUCGAUAUCACGUCUUCAGUAAUCACUGGAGGAACAGGGCCGGGAGCGGGGAGCUGUUGCGUAAGAUCGAACGGAUGCUGCGAGCUUUGGGAGGGCACUACUACAUUAACAGAUCUUACAGGAGGGCCGAGGAGAGCGUCAGAAGCGAGGAGAGAAAGCUAAAGAAGAAGAGACAUGUCGAGAUGGAGUGGAGACGACGGGAACUGGAGAUGCAAUUUCAGGGAGAUGAGCUGCAAUGGCAAACGGACGCCUACAAUGCGAGCGUGGAAGCCGAAAUCCGGGCCGAGGCGGAGCUGGAGAACAGCUGGCUCAGGACUUCACUCGCUGUUGGGCUCGGGAUGGGGUUUGUGGCUGGAGCAAUCAUGGGAAUGAUAGUAGGAUCUGUCGAAGGGCCGGCAGGAAUGGCAGUGGGAGGGGCUGUAGGAGGGACUGUGGGCGGAGCAUCAGGUGCUGCUAUUCAGGUAGCCAUCGAACACUUGGAUGAAAGAGUGGGACCUCAUACAAGCAGCUUUAAUUCGACAUUUGUUAACCGUUUUUAUAGAGUGCCUCGUGUCUGACAGUGGAA
This is a messenger RNA of Misgurnus anguillicaudatus (oriental weatherfish), 1082 nucleotides long. The record is from RefSeq and is a predicted model, not a curated record. NCBI's taxonomy places the organism in Eukaryota, Metazoa, Chordata, Actinopteri, Cypriniformes, Cobitidae.